AUGUAUUCCCACAACAGCAGCCAGUCAACCAUUCAUGCCGGCGAGACUUUGCAAAAUGCCGUGUCUCACGCACUCGCUUCUCAAUGGCGGCUCUUAUCCAUAAUCUCAAUUCUGGUAUUUGCAUUGUAUAUUUUGAGGUUCUGGAUACAAGAGAAUGGGGCGAAUGAGAUCAUUGCCUUGGAGCAUUCACAUCUAGAGCCCAUUCCAGGACCGAAGCCUCUUCCUAUUCUGGGAAACGCCCUCAUUCUAGACAUCAAUGACCUCGUGGGAUCCAUCUUGAAAAUUGCUUACCAUUACCGCCCUAUAUUCUCACUCACCCUAUUGGGAAAACGGGAGGUCUUCGUCAGCAGCCCGGAGCUUUGCCGCGAGCUCUGUGACGAGCGAAGAUUCCAUAAACUCGUUACCAAAGGCUUAGAGCGGCUACGACCAGUGACUGGCGAUGGACUCUUCACAGCAUCCGACGGAAAUCACGCUUGGGGAGUUGCACAUCGUCUUCUCAUGCCUCAUUUUGGAACUUUCCAGAUCAGAGAUAUGUUCGAUGACAUGAUUGAUAUUGCGCAGCAGCUUUGUAUGAAAUGGGCUCGGAUGGAGCCGUGGUCCACGCUCGACUUACAAUCCGAUUUCACGCGACUCACCCUGGAUACUGUUGCAUUGACAUGCCUAGAUUAUCGAUUCAACAGCUUUUAUCGCCAUGAUAGUCUGCACCCUUUCGUGCAAAACGUGGAUUUGGUACUCGCCGAAGCGGCGACGAGGGCCACACUACCAGACUGGGUAAUAUCCCUUCGCUAUAGCAAGCAACGAGAGUUUGAAAGGUCGACAAAAUAUUUGUUCGAAACGUGUCAAGGAAUGAUUGACGCUCGUCGGGCUCAAGGAGAGGGGAACUGUAGGAAAGAUGUCCUGAGCGCACUGGUUUUCGGCAGAGACCCCAAAACCGGAGAUCAACUGAGUGAUGAGAAUAUCAUACACAACAUACUCACUUUUCUAAGCGCCGGCCACGAGACGACAUCAGCCACGUUGACUCUUGUCUGCUACUAUUUGUGUGAACAUCCCGAAGCACUCGCUAAAGCUCGUGCAGAGGUUGAUGCUGUCCUUGAUACGCAAUCCCUCACUGUUCAACACAUGCAGAAGCUCCCAUAUCUCGAGGCUGUCCUCCGGGAAACAAUGCGUCUAGCACCCACAGCACCAGCAUUCUUUGUCACAGCUUACAAGGAUGAAACCCUCGGUGGCGGCAAGUACCUUGUCCAUAAGGGUGAGAGCUUGUGCAUCGCCCUGGAGGUGUUGCAGCGAGAUGAGAGAUUCUACGGGUCCGAUGCAACUGAGUUUCGUCCGGAGAGAAUGCUGAAUGAAGAGUUUGAGAAGCUGGACGAGUAUGCAUUCAAACCAUUUGGAAACGGGCUGAGAGGCUGCAUUGGAAAAACAUUUGUAUGGCAAGAGUCAUUGAUUAUACUUGCCAUGCUCAUUCAGAAUUUCGAUAUCCGAAAGACCGAUCCAUCAUACAAAUUAAAGCUACGUUCAGAUCUCUCAGUCAAGCCUGAUGGUUUCUCCAUGCAGGCAAAGCGUCGAGAAGGACUGACCGCCACAGACAUCAGCCGAAGGCUGAGUGGUGCAUGGCAGGCCAGCGCACUUGAUGCCAAUAAAUCUCCGCAAUGGGGUUCAAUUAACUGGCAAAAUGAGGCCUUGACAGGACAGCUAGUCACAAUUUUGCAUGGCUCAAAUACAGGGACAUGUGAGGCACUCGCUUUACAGUUGGCUGCUGCUGCCACUGCCCAGGGCUUCGCGCCCCAUGUUGUAGACAACAUGAACUCGGCUCCCCAUCGGAUUGCUGCUUUGGCAGAAGGGCCAAUAAUCAUGAUUGUCGCGUCUUACAAUGGCCUACCAGCAGACAACACUGUUGAGAUGAUUCAUUUUCUUGAAGAACAGAUAUCAUGCGGCUCUCAAAGCAAGCUCAAGGGUGUCAACUUCGCGGUAUUUGGAUGUGGCCACCGAGAUUGGAAAGAAACUUAUCAAAAAGUUCCAUUGCAAGUCGAGGACCUUAUGCUGAAAGCAGGCGCCUCGAGAAUCACACAGAUGGGAGUCACAGACGCCGCGUCUAGCGAUCUGUUCUCGGAUCUUGAGAGUUGGAGCGGCAAUUGCCUGUUCCCAGCUCUCUGUACAAGCUACAAUGUCAGGCCAGACAAUGUCAACCGACUUUCCAUCGACGGUAAAAGCAAUAUGGUAGCGCCACCAGACGCAAUCGCGGUCACCACGGGUUUGCCAGCCCACGUCAUGCAACGAACUGGUUUCGUCCCAGCAAUCGUUACAGAACGACAGCAGAUGUCCUCUUCUCAAUUGCCUUCAGAUGUGCCAUCAAAACAUCAUAUCGAGCUACGCCUUGCAAAAGGGGAUAAGCUGAUUUAUGCGCCUGGCGACCAUGUCUUGGUGCUACCUCGAAACGACCCUGCGUUGGUGGCCCGAGUUCUUGGCCGCUUUGAGCUCGCCUGGGAUACGAUUGUGACCAUCAACUUCGCCAGAAGGUUAGGUCUAAAAGGGAAGACCGAGAUGACUGCCUCAGAACUUUUCGCGGUGCUCCAAGAGCACACGUUUGGUCAAUCACCAGUCAUCAUGAUCUGUGUGGGCUCAGGGCUCGCUAUAUUCAGAGGUCUUAUUCAAGAAAGAACUCUCGCUGUGAAAAGAGGAGCAUCGUCCAACUUGACCUCGAGCAGUGUUCCAAUAUGGCAUCUCUUCUACGGCUGUCGAGGGCAAGAUUUGGACGAGAUGUAUUCUUCCGACCUGCUGGAAGCAGAGGCCUUGGGAUUCAUGACCGUGAAUCGAUCCUACAGCCGCCAUUCUAAGGAAGAUACAAAGUACCCAAGAUACAUCACUGAGUCCUUGAAAUCCCGGCUCAGCGAGAUUGUCAAUUUGUGGAACGCGAAUGCAGUGGUAUAUGUCUGUGCAGGCAAAGCAGUGGCAGAUUCGGUGUUCGCUAUCCUGGGGCCUGAGCUUCUACAUGCAGAUAAGGAGAAUGGUAACAUUGAGCUUGAGGAUGAGAGCCUGGGCAGUUGGAGACAGAAGCUUGGCUUAAAAGGAGAUUCCCGGUGGAGGGGAAGAUAUGUCGAAGAGAUUUUCAAUUAG
Messenger RNA from Diaporthe amygdali, 3111 nucleotides. Its product is annotated as NADPH cytochrome P450. Gene Ontology annotation, molecular function: FMN binding; iron ion binding; heme binding. The record is from RefSeq and is a predicted model, not a curated record. The coding region runs from base 1 to 3111 and encodes 1036 amino acids. NCBI's taxonomy places the organism in Eukaryota, Fungi, Ascomycota, Sordariomycetes, Diaporthales, Diaporthaceae. The transcript has 7 exons.